AUGGAGCGACAGAAACGAUACGAAGUGGCUCUUUUAAUUAUAUACUUGGUUGCUACACUGGUGGUGGGUACUAAUGCAGAAGGAGAUUCUUGUCGAAUGGGGCAGCGAUAUCCUGGCGAAAUGGUCAAUAUCGCACAGGCCAAGGAAAACGCCAAGCAAGAUAACGGAAUUGUUACUGUCCCUAAGGGAUCUACCGUGAACUCUUCCUUACAGUGUGAGCAAGGUUGCUGCAGUUAUGAUAACUGCACAGUUUACCUGUUUUACCCUCGACCACCAACACUUGGCGAGGACAAAAAAUUUAACUGUUUCUACCUCAACUGUCGGCCUCAAGAGUUGUGCUCUAAGGCCUUUGUUAACGUGAGCGAUAAAGCGGAGGGAUCUGUGGUUGGGAUCCGAGAUCUGCAACAAGGUAAAUGAGCUGGUGCCUGUAGAAUUACCCAAUUCUUCGUAUGCACAGGACAGUACGUGCGAGGGUAGGAUAGCGUAACAAGUUCAUAGUUUUGUGUCGAUCCACAUGAUGACAUUUACACCACAACUUAUAUAUAAUAUUAUUAAAUUUUCAGCCUCGUAUUAUGUUGCUACUCUUGGAUCUACAGUUAUUUAGUUCCAUGUUCUGGUCGCUAAUUAUUGGUACGGGGUUGAUACAUCAUUGCACGGUCAUAUUAGUCGUAUCGUUUCAAAACAUAUUCAGAUCAUUCUUACUGUUAACAAUUCAAGCAAAGCGUUAACAGGCCGUGGUAACUUGAGGGAUACAAAUUAAAGUAAAUUCCCUUUAAAUGAAGAUCAAGAAGGAAGGAGGAUGUGGUAAUAACAGUUGAAACAAGGGAUUAUAUUCGUAGUUAUACCCAAUUUAUUAAUGAAUUGUCCAAUUAAUUGUUGCAUCUUACUAUGCUAUGCAACAAUUCUUAACCAAUUCAAUUGAUAUAAUUUUCUUUGAAUUUCCUGUCACAUGAUCUCCUGUUUGCUUUGUAGGAAAUUAACACUAUUUUCUAACAUCAAAUUUGAAUUACUUUUGUUUUCAAGCAACCAUUUUCUAUCAUUUGAUUAUUAUUAUGUGUGGCAGGGAAUUGUUGUUCAAUGGUUGUUUUUUGUUCAACUGGUCAGACUUUUAUUAAAACAAGGAGCUUGAAGAGAAAAUGCACAAAUAUACAAAUUUUUACUGCACAGCUGGUGUUACCAAGGUGACUGGGAAAAACGUCAGCUUUUUUACUCUUUACAGUGGCCAAUUUAUGUUUUCAACUCAGUUUUUAACACAAAAUUACCUGACUGGAAAACAGCUAACCAAUCAAAUCACACAAUACAGUUGAUUAACCAAUCAUUGUACAGAAUCAAAGCAAGCAAAACUAGGGAACUUUUCCCUUUCAAGUUUGUUUUGCAUUGAUGGUUUUCAAUCCAAUUAUGCUUGAUUCAAUCAACUUUGGCUGCUUGCAUUCUUUGUAAUUGGUGAUAUGAUUAGUAAGUUUUAUUGAUACAGUCCUGGUAACCUUAGCAACACUGUGAAAAAAUACAUUUGGGGGAUUUGAAAUGUUUUGCUUUAGAGCGAAAGACUUGAUUGUUACAUGUUGCUCAUUCCCACUCUCUAAUGUUCAGUGGCACAUUAUGAUAAAUAGUAUAUGACUACAGAAUAAACUAGGAACAGGACAUAAGGUAGAUUUAAGUGAAGAUAAACCAGCAACCAUUUGUUUAAAUUCAUAUUAUGAUAUGUGGCAUGAAAUUGAUGUUUUAUCAUGCCACUCGUAAUAAUUAUCAAUAAAACAAAAGUAGUUGCACAGACUAGAUUGCAUAGAAGGAAGCUUGUAAUACCCUUUGAAGCAAAAUUCAAGAUUUAAAUCUUGAGUCAUCAAAGACUUGAGAUGUUGGACUGAAAGCCCUUUUAAGCCUUAGACUGAAAGUAUUUUUGCAUUAAAAUCUCUUUGAAGAGAGACUGCCUUUUUAAAUAAUAAUAUUGGCAUAAAAUGUUUUGAAUAUGAGUUUCUUCUGACUUUCAGAUAAUGCAGUUAUACUUCAAGCAGAUGGAAAAGCACUAAAAGAUGUGUCCACAGAAAAACCAGCUUCUGAAGUGACAAGUGCAACUACUGAUCAGUCACAUGCUGAUGUUUCAUCUGUAAAGGUGACUAUUGCAGCCUAACAAUGAUUAUUAUGAUAUCAUGCAAUUUUUUUUUAUUUGAUAUUGGCUGAAAGCCAUUUGUACGUUGUUGUUUUGAUUCAAAAAUUCACUUUCAUCCAUUACUCCAUCAUGUUGUCCUUCCAAUUCUGUUAACUUUUUCAGUAAAUCCACAGACUAGCUUAUAUAACUUAAGAUUACUUCCCACCUUCAGAGGUGGAAAAAUAUAAUUUUUCUUUUAUUUGACUGAACUGAAUUCAAACAUUCAACCUAAUGUUUCCAAAAAAAAUCUCUGAAAUCUUUAAAAGUACCCAAGAUAUUAAGAAAAAUGUCUUUUCAAAUAAAAGUUAAUAAUUGAGGAAGGUGUCAUAAUCUUGGGCCUCGGCAAGUCAUCUGGCAGAAUUUUUGGGGUAUCCGUUCAUCUUGGGGCUCGUUUUUCAUGUUAUUUCCAUAUUUUGUUUACGCCGUGGGCUUAACAAAAUUCACAUGCAGAAGCUUUUUGCUUAUGGAAAGAUGAUUGCUUAUGGAAAAAUCAAAAACAGAAGAAAGUCCUUGAUAAAAAAAAAAAAGAUGAAAAGAAAAACAGACCCAAGGAAAGGAGUACCACUCUGUCAAGAAAAGAAAAAUUCCUUUGUGGAAGUGACUAGUAUUGGCAGAGCUCCACACUGGUGUCCAGAUUUCAAACAAAGAAGUUGCUGUUAAACCAAAAUUUGCCAUACAAAAUAUUUUCAAGGCUAGUACUUUAUGUAAGUACUAGCCUUGAUACAAAAACAUCAACAAUCACCUCAAAUCUUAAUUUUGAAUGCUUUCUGUCAAUUCAUUGUUUUGCUCCUCAGCACAUUCUGUGGUUUUUCCACUUUGGCCGCAGGUUUUGUCUUUGCCUUUGGCAACUUUGCUUAUUAUUGCGUCAUCCUCCUCAAUGCUCCUCUGAGCAAUCAGGAUAAAAAAAACCUUUCUGCAAUGGGUUACUUUUCCCGGGAAAUCUUGAUUCAUCAUCAUUGACACCAGAAGGUCUGGUUGUCCCAUUGGUUUGCAGUUUCAGGAGGCAAGAUAAUCUCCUGGCAUGGCAUGAGUUGUUUGCAAACCUUUAUGAGCUAAAAUCUCGCAUUUGAUUUUGGAAGGAAUACAACUACUUUGAGCAAAUUUAUAGGGUAUAUAGAUGCAGAUGCAGCACCCAUCAUGUCCUGAAUUUUCUCAACAAGAAUGUCUUCCCUCCAGCCGUUUGUCUGGACAGACAUUACAUAGUGGAAGGAGUGGUCUUUGAAGAUACUGAAACAAAAACAGGCACAUCACUUUGCAGAUAGAUACUCGAGCAAAAAUUCAGAUGACUUGUAAAGAAAAUAAAUUUCGCCAAAACAUUCCAAGAAUAAUGAAAAACGAAAGUGUGUCAGAAAAUUUUAGAUAUUUGAAGUAUUUGUCCCAUGUUGUCCAUUUAUGUAACACACCUUGCAUAUUUUCAGCUACUCCAACUUUAGACACCAAUAUCUAGACAACCAAUCGGAAUAUCAAAAAAGCUUGACACACUUUUGUUGAUUGAUGCCUUGUGAAUAAGACUCUGCAGCCAUUUUACUCAUGCUGCGGCAUCCAAAUACCAAAUAAAUUCAAUAUAAGAACCUGUGGUUGUUUCAUGCUUUACUGGCUCCUGACUCUUGCUCAAAAGAAAAGUCACCUAAAUUAUAUUUUUAUCAUAAUCUGCAGUUAUCUGCAAGCUUUCUUCUGCGUACAAUUUUUUUUUCCCCAAAGGACACCUGCGAAGGUGGGAAGUAACUUUAAACUAUUUCUAUAAUGUAAAGGUUUCAUAUAUACACCUUUUUGACUCGCAAAAAGUACACUUGAACCUUCACCUUAUUUUCGUUGAAGAAAGGAAAGACAAACGCUGCACCUUGAGCUAUGGUUGUGGGCUCUUAAAUUCUGAUUACAAUCAAUGGUUGUGCUUUAAGCAAAAUUAAAUUAUUUUAUGCUUUUGAAGAAGGUAAUUAAAAAAUGACGCUAUCUCUUGGUAUUGAUCCAGUGACCUCUUGCUUAAGAGGAGAAGCACUGUCCAUUGCACCAAUUUUGCUGAGCAUACUUGAAGAUUUCCCUGUGCCUUGUGUGUGUGAACCACAAAAAUGAAAUAUGACCUUUCUUAAUCAAAGCUAAAACUCUAAUGUGAAUACACAUCAGUAGCCUUGACAUCUCACCCUUUCAUAAUUCAUUUUCUGAUUGUAGUGAUAGCCACUGCUAUCUCUGUUAUUUUCUAAACCACUCAAGUACUUCUUUUAGAUUGAACAUCAAGCUGAUGAUGCUAGUCUGUUAUUGGUCAACACAUUUCUUUAAAUCUUCCUUUUAAGUCUGAAAGGAUUUUUUGUGCUUCAGAAACAUUGUUGAUGUUUUUUAUUAUUAUCCAGACAUCUGUAACUCCUCCUCCAAAGACCACUGCUUAUAGUACUGAAAUGAAGGAAACAUUCAAUGUAACAAUGAAAGUUGGAAUUGAAGGUAAUUUCCUGAUAAGGGUAAUGGUUUGAAAUCUUGGAAAGAAGGUUUUAUCACUGUACGAAUAAGUGGAUGCAAUUGGCUCUCAAGAACUCAAAUCUGUGAAGAAAAUAAAAACAAGAAUUUGAGUUUUUGAGAUGCAUGGAGUUGAAAGCAAGUGUUGAGAAUUAAGAGCAAAAUGAUGUUUGUUGUAUCCCUCCAAUAUAUACAUGACCAGGGUAUGUUUUCAUAAAAUUUUUAAUCAAGUUGUGAAACAAAAAUGAGUUUAGAAGAAGGAGUUAAGUAUAAAAGCUUUAACCCUUCACACCCAAACAUGCAUAUUCUCCAUUUUAUAACUUCUUGAUACAUUUCCUAAGAUGGUGAUGAGGAGAACUUGUUUAACAAUCAAAAGUCCUUUACAUGUAGUUGGUGAUCUUUUUCUUUAUUCUCGAGACACCUUACUGUGUGAUCCAGGGCUUGUAUGGUAAGGAGAAAUUAGAUACUAAACACUCUUAUGGGUCAAAAGGUUGAGAACAGAGUGCAUAGAGGUUAAAUUUAUCAAGAAAUAUUUGAAUUUAUAAAAAAGGUGAUGAAUUAUGGUGAUAAUCUUCACUUCUGGGAUGAAAGUUGUGAAAUUAUUUGUUUCUUUCUAGCCUCAGGAACAUCCCUUCCAAAGAAAUUGGAAAGAGAAUUGUAUGGUGACAAUCACACCACAUAUCCAUCCCUGGUUAUAGCUCUUGGAUUCGGUCUUUUGUUCCUUUGUGCUGCUGUUGUUUUGAUCGGUCGUCCUUGGUGGUUUGCAUUCCACAGACCAAGAUAUUCCAAGGUGGAUUAUCUAAUGAAUGGACUCUGAAGCUCCCAUGUAGUUGUUAUGUAAAUAUUGUGAUCCACUUUGCCUGUGGCUGUUCAGUAGUAAAAGUCAGGGUGACAGUGGACAAAAGUGUUGAAAUAAAAAUACAAGGGAAUGCCUCUAUAUUGUUCUUGUCACACUUUGAUGUCUCUUUUUAAUUAAUACCAAGGAGGGGUACAGCAAAAUGGAGUAUAAUUUUUUGAGAUGUACUAAUAGAGAGGGCAAGGUUUUGGCAAUGAUGACAUCAUUAAUGGUUGUCUUUGGAAAAGUGUUUAUCAUAGGGAUGAGAACUUAUAAAAAUGUGUGAAUUUGCAUAGUUUAGAGUAUUAUAUAAAGAGUAAUAUUUUGUGAGAUAUUGGAUGACCAUUCUCAACUUGUCACAACAAUCUGCAAUUUUUUUUAACAGGUAAUGUUGUGGUGGGGUGAUAUAGAAUGCAUGUGUAUAUAUAGCUGUACCAGCUAUUAAAACUAGCCAUUUUAUGAAAGCCAUUCAUAUUUAUCAAAGAAAAGAGCAUCCUAAUUAUCAUAGUACUAAGUAUACCUAUUUACUUUAUGUCUAAGCUGUUAAAAAAUGCAUGUAUGGAAGGUUUGGCAAUGGUGAGAUAAUUUUUUAACAAAUUCAUGUAACCAAAGUCCUUAUCAAAACUUGUCAUCAUUGUCAUUUAUUGUUGAUGUUGCUUUGAUGAAAUAUAUGUCUCUUCAAUCUAGGCCAUUUAGAGACAUAUCAGGGUGAAUUUCUUAGGAGUGCAAUGCUGUUUCUAGUUUUCUUCCUAGAGAUAUACAAGUUGUGAACAUACAAAAACUAGAGAUUUGUUGAUGUCAUACACUCAAUCAAAUUUUUCUGUGAAAAUGAAGUACACAUCUAAACUAAUUUAUAACUGUAGGAUUUUACAAUCAGAACAACAGUUUGUGUCACUAGUGAGUAUAUUGGAGGAUGAAAUUUUGAUCGUAGUAGCUUUACAAGUCCUAAAUGGACUAUUUGAAUAGGGUAAUUAGACAGUUUCAAUUUUUAUUGGAAGUCUUCAUUCUUGAUUUUCUUUAUGUGGGAGGUGAUUAAGCUUGUCUUAUAAACCAUAGACAAAAGAGGAAAACACCUUUUUGAUUUUGUUAAGGAUUUGAUUUUAGUAUUGAGUGGCACUAGUGUGUAUACCUUAAAAUCUUUUGUUGCAGUCACUGUGAUAGGUAUUACAUCAGGGGUUACAUAUAUCUAAAAAUUACAUAUUACUUACUAUAAUUGUUGGCUUACUUAUUGCAACCAUGAAAUGGGGAAAGGUAUGGAGGCUAAUUAUUAUUAAGGUUGAUUCAAUCAUUUUCCUCGGUAAAACAUGUGGGACUUAAAAAUGCUGAUUAAUAAUGCAUCCAUUUGAUUCCCCAAACAGUGAGGAUGAAAGGUAAAUCCUAAACUUUGGGUAAAAGUGACAUUACUAUGUUGCGAGGCAAGAGCAGUUCUAAGUUGGUAAAUUUGCUUAAGGUGAUAUUAAUAAAGUUAUGUUCUCAUAAAAGUAGCUACCUUCAGCACACUCCCAAUUAAUAAACACAUUUAUGUUGCUUUGGAUCAGUUGCAUAUGAAGUCAUUUGGCCAGUCAUAAAUAUGCUACAUUUAUACAUACACACCUAUUAAACAUGUAGUUUUGCAAUCUAUAUUUACCUACCUUGUUCGUGAGUGAAAAUAUGAAAUGAGUGAGUUUGGGUGGAAUAUUUCCUUUACAAAUAGAUAGGGGAGAUAAAAGUGAUGAUUUUUGUUCAGCUGAGAGGUACAUAUUAUUUUGUAAUCAUGGGGU
Pocillopora meandrina is the source of this 7186-nucleotide messenger RNA. The record is from the annotation of a GenBank genome assembly. NCBI's taxonomy places the organism in Eukaryota, Metazoa, Cnidaria, Anthozoa, Scleractinia, Pocilloporidae.